AUGGCGCCGUACACCAACAUUCCUCUAUCGCCUGCAGAGCUAUCCUACCUCCAUAACUCCCUCUCGCAAGAUCCUCCGGUACGGCCAGAUGGCCGAUCGACAACACAAUUCCGCCCGCUCGUCGCCGAAACCGACAUUUUACCUUCCACCAACGGCAGUGCUCGGAUCUGCUUCGCCGACGGCACCGAAGCGAUCGUAGGGAUCAAAGCCGAAGUGGAGAAGAGUCGACCGAGCCGGGGAGGGAACGGCGCGGUCGUUCUUGCCGAGGAUGCCUCACAACCGACCGAUUCCAGAUCCGCCUUACAUAGAGAUGUGGACAUGGACGAUGCCAACGCCGAUGACGAAGGCGGCGCUGCGAGAAACCAACACGGCGGGAGAGGGGACAACGAUUGGCUCGAGAUGAGCAUUGAGAUCCCGGGGCUCCGCGACGACGAUGCUUUGCCGGUCUUCCUCGCGGCGAUGCUGACGGAGGCGUUGCUCGCGGACGGAGCUGUAAGAGAUCGCCUGUGGAUCAACUCACGAUUUCACUGGAGAUUAUAUAUCGAUAUCCUACUUCUCUCCCAGCCGCUCUCCUACCCACUUCCGCUCCUCUCGCUCACCACCCACCUCGCCCUCCUCUCCACGCGCCUCCCGGCCCUCAUCUCCGAAAAGGACGAAGACCCACUCUUCAACGACGACUGGGAAGCCGCGGCCUGGCUCUACCCACGCAAGAGCAGCAGCAGCAACACCACCUCCAUCACCACCACACCAACCUCCAAACCGCCCAUCACACUCCUGGUCAUGACCGUCGGCCCCAACACGAUCCUCUUCGACCCCAGCAAAGAGGAACUCGCCGUGGCCGACGCGGUGGUCGCCAUCUCCAUCACACCCUCCUCCUCCUCCCCAUCCGCCGGUGGGACCACAGCACCCUUCAAAGUCAUAGCUCUCCGCACGAUCGACCCUCCCUCCCGCCUCACCGCCGCCGGCGUCCUCAACACCACGGCCGCCGUACCUUCCACCUCAGCAGCGCCCGCAUCAGGAGCAGCGGCCGCCGUCAUCCCGCCCGACCGCGCCGCCGCCCUGCGCGAACUCGACGCCGGGAGGACCGUGUGGCGACCUUCGCGCGGCGGCCUGAGUCGGGCCGUGCUCGCGAGGAUGAUCAAGGCCGUGGUGGAAAAAGGCGGUGUGGGGGAGGAAGUUCUGGGGGGGUUGGAGGGCGUGGAGGUCUGA
Molecule: messenger RNA, 1209 nt
Organism: Dissoconium aciculare CBS 342.82
Lineage: Eukaryota; Fungi; Ascomycota; Dothideomycetes; Mycosphaerellales; Dissoconiaceae
Exons: 2
Coding region: 1-1209 (402 amino acids)
Biological process (GO): U5 snRNA 3'-end processing; TRAMP-dependent tRNA surveillance pathway; U1 snRNA 3'-end processing
Cellular component (GO): nuclear exosome (RNase complex); cytoplasmic exosome (RNase complex)
Source: RefSeq, a predicted model, not a curated record